GGUGGGAGUUCUGCCACGAAAUUUCUUUAAUCGAAUCGGUCAUUAGCAAAACCAUAUGAUUCCACUACCUCAGCUAUUGCUGCUUUUGCAAUCACCAGGGCUUAAUGCAUCAUUUCUCACAAGAAUCACUUCAGUUCAAGCCUAUAUUGCGCGUGGGCAGUCCUAUCCGUUUUCAUCAAAUGACAUGAGUCCUGGACUCAUGUUAUUUUGGUUGAACGAACUUGGUUUAUUCACUUUGUGCUUUGCCAAGAUGGCUGAUAGUGACUGUAGUUCUGUAUGCUCUGCUGAGUUUAAGAGUAGACGGAUGGGUGUUGUACAUAAAGAGGAGUAUAAGAGAGAGAACAUAAGAAAAGCGAAAGUGAAGGGACUCCAACGUAUAAACUAUCAAGGCAGAAAUGUACCUGCAAUGCAGCAGGGAGAUGACUGCAAAUGCAAGAAACAGUGUUUCAACAAAAUUUCAGAAGCAGAAAGAAUAGGAGUUUUCAAUAAAGUAUAUUCGUUCAAUAAGAAAAAUGAACAAGAUCUUUAUCUUCAAAGUCUUAUUGAGAUACAAGAUAUAAAGAGGAAGCGACCUCGCAAUGAGGACCCAAAGGAAAGAAGCAGUAAUUUCACAUAUAAUGUUUCUGUUUUUAACAGAAGGGUUGCUGUGUGUAAAAAAGCAUAUGUCAGUCUGCAUGGAAUUACUGAGAACCGGGUUCGACGACUGUGCAACUUGAUUUUGAAAGGAGAGGCCCCAAUAGACAAACGUGGGAAACAUCCAUGCCCACGAAGAAUGUCUGCUGAAACCUGUCAGUUAGUAAGGGAACACAUUGAAUCUUUUCCCUUGAAGGAGGCUUGCUGUUCUAGUCAUGUACAUAAAUACCUUGAUGCAAGGCUGGAUGUACGACAAAUGCACGGACUAUUUCAAGAAAAAUACCCAUCUGCAAAUGUUUCAUACAAAUGCUACUUGAAAUUUUUUAAAGAAAAUUUCUCCUUGGCUUUUGGUAAACCUAAGACUGACAUAUGUUGUGUGGAGAAGCAACCAAGUCAAAAACUGAAAAGCCUUCACUUAAGUGAUAAAGCAAAACAAGUUGCAGCUGCUGAACUAAUGGUACACAGGAGAAGUAGGAACUUUUACACUGCUAUGAAAAAUGUGAAGAAAAAGUGCAGUAAUAGUGAUGACAUUAUAGGACUUACAUUGGACUAUGUGCAGGAUAUGCCCCUAUCAGACAUCCCAAUACAGGAAAUGUUUUAUUAUAGGCACUUACAGGUUUUCAAUUUUUGUGUUCACAAUUUAAAAACAGGAAAAUCUGUAUUCUAUUCUUAUCAUGCAGGUGAAGGGAUAAAGGACCCUGAUACAGGUUGUUCUUUCUUGUUAGAUUAUAUCUCUAAUCAUGUUCCAGAAAGAGUGAAAGAGUUGUACCUCUUCUCUGACAACUAUUCUAGUCAGAAUGGUAACCACACAGUUGUAAGAUUUUUGGCUGCACUAACUGCAUCAAAGAGGUUCCACAAAAUUGUGCAUUAUUUUCCCUUGUGAAAGAGAAAAAUGGCUAAUCUGGUACUGUGAUAGGAUGUAUGAACCUCAUGAUUACAUAGUUGUAAGGUCAAGUAUAUCCUCUGGGAGUGUGUACCAUCAUCAUUUGAGGAAAUUUACAGUAAAAUUUGAUUAAAUAUUAUAGUAAGUGCUGGUGGCCCCAGUAUUAUGAAAAAAUUGCUCACAGGCUCUCAAGCAGAGGAAUACCAAAAUACCAGUUUUUCCCCUGCUGUUUAAUGAUUCCUACAGCCAUAUUGUAGUAGCUUCAACAUUGACAGGCUGCAGAAACAUUAAUUUACUUUUGGAACUUCAAAGACACCUCCAUUGCCAGUGUAGAAAGGAUAUGUUUAAAAAGUAACCGUUCCUUGUAAAGAAUGUACAGGACAUUGGGAAGGUCGUCACUCACAUGAACAUGAAGGUUUUUAUAAUAAACUUGAAGGUACAUUGGAUGACUAAAUGUUCCUCACUGCUUCAAAGACAAAAUAUUGCAUGGAGUUUUGGGGAGAUGAUGUAUGACAUUCAGAAUAUGCUGAUUAUUCACAAAAUAAAACAAUGAACUAUUUU
Messenger RNA from Zootermopsis nevadensis, 2077 nucleotides. RefSeq lists its product as uncharacterized. The record is from RefSeq and is a predicted model, not a curated record. Lineage: Eukaryota; Metazoa; Arthropoda; Insecta; Blattodea; Termopsidae.